Messenger RNA from Polypterus senegalus (gray bichir), 1874 nucleotides. RefSeq lists its product as uncharacterized. The transcript is spliced from 7 exons. Lineage: Eukaryota; Metazoa; Chordata; Cladistia; Polypteriformes; Polypteridae. The record is from RefSeq and is a predicted model, not a curated record. Bases 49 to 987 code for a protein of 312 amino acids.
CCUUUUGUGCUUUUUUAAGAUUUGCACGGCCAAAGCAGGAUCGCUAUAAUGAUUUAUCUGCUGAUUGUAAGCAUGCUGCUAUGGAACUCUGUGAGAUGCAGUAAAGGUAGUCAUUUUAACACAAGCCACGGUGGAGAUAUACACUUAGCAUUAAAAGAUCUGCAAUUACCAGUUACCUGCAAGUGGACUCCAAGAUACCAGAGGUGCAUUGGAGAUAUGAAAGAGACAGAAAGAGAAAUUUAUUACAUUGAUGAGGAUAAAAAUGGUACAGUAAAGCAAGAGAGAUUCAAGGACAGACUGCACCUGGAAAAUUCCGACAACAUUAAACUGGUUCUAAAAAAUGUAACAAUGAGUGACACUGGAAUAUUUAAUUGCAGUAGCCAUAACAUGCAUUAUGAAGCAUUUACUGUGGAGGUAUCACCAGCUUGUGCUCACAAUGGCAUACCAUCUGUUUCAGUCGUGAAAAAGGACAACAUUUUUGAACUAUGUUGUACUUACUGUGAUGGAAGUCCAAUAUCCGAAAAAAAUUAUGAGUGGCAAUUGAAUGGGGAGAAAAUCAGUCAUGAUAUGGCUGACAUUUCCCUUCCUGAGAAAAAUUGUCUUUCAAUUGCAGCAACUAAGUAUGAGGGAAAGUGGACUUGUGGAUCCCACGUUGAAUACUGUCUGGAAGGAAUUUCGGAGAAGGCAACCAUAUCACAGAAAAAAGACAACUUUAAAGACUCAGCGGGUUAUCUGGUAACAGGAUUUUUAAUUACACUGCUUAUUUUCUCAUUAAUUGGAGCUGGGAUAUGGUACCGCAAGACUAAAACAAAAAGGAUGAAGAACAGAAAUAACAAUUCUACUGUAGCAGGUGUUUCUACAGGAGAACACAAACAGCAACAGGAUCAGGAAGUUCAGUACAGCCUGAUAAACAUCUCUGUGUCAAAUAAACAGCAAACUGUUAAUUCAGAAGAAAGGGUAAUAUAUUGUGAUAUUGUUUCAAAAUAAAAUAAACGCAGUAUUUACUGGGGUUUCAAAAAUGUGUCCUAUAGGCAAUAAAGUUAUUCAAGUAAUAGCUCUGGCCUUGAAUUCUCGGACUGGGUGGUACACUACAUCUAUUUUGGUUUGAAUGGGUCUAAUGCACAUCCAGUAUUUUAAACAUUGAUUUCAGAUUUUCUGCUUUUCAUUUCACCUCUUUCAUCAAUUCAUUCAGCAUGAAUAUUAUGACGUGGGCUUGAAAAUGCUUUCUGUUAUGAUUCUUUUACAUUACAGGGUCAUAGGGAAGCACAGUUAAUUCUAGCAGCUUCAAGUAUAAGGAAGGGAUGAUCUGAACUCACCCUCACUCACUCAAACCAUGUCCUCUGCUAGCACCUCGGAAAAACAUUAAAUGUGUGUGGUGGGGAAUAAAUCCUCGAUGAGGCCAUGAUGUUAUCUCCCAGCAGUGAAAUGAGAAAUGAAAAAAUCAGUUUGUGUCUUUGAGCGUGGUGCUUUACUAAUAGAGUGUUUCAGGAGGUGGGUAAGUGGACUGUCAAGCCACCUCAUAAUCUGGAAACAGGCUGACCUAUUUAGAAGGUAGAGAUGGUUCAUUUGCAGUCGCACUUUGUGUUUUUGCUGUAAUCAUAUUUUCAUUGUAUGCUUUGAUUAAUUAAUCACACUUUCUGGUAAAGACCUUGACUUUGCCACUCUUUGUCAUAUAUUAGGGUGGCAGGGAAAGGUGUCUUUGUACAAUACACUGUAAAGAUAUUAUCUGUGUGAGUAAUUUAUGUGGUAACAAAUGAACAGACAUGCUCAGUGAUGGAGAGUAAAAUUUUUAAGCAAUAUUUUAAUUGUUAUUUUUUAAAUUAAGGGCAAUACUAUGUUUGUAUGCAUUGUCAAAUAAAACAUGAUUGACUGGA